Acanthopagrus latus (yellowfin seabream) is the source of this 2299-nucleotide messenger RNA. RefSeq names its product Rho GDP dissociation inhibitor (GDI) alpha (gene arhgdia). The record is from RefSeq and is a predicted model, not a curated record. Gene Ontology annotation, biological process: Rho protein signal transduction. Gene Ontology annotation, molecular function: Rho GDP-dissociation inhibitor activity; protein binding. NCBI's taxonomy places the organism in Eukaryota, Metazoa, Chordata, Actinopteri, Spariformes, Sparidae. Bases 149 to 763 code for a protein of 204 amino acids. The transcript has 6 exons. Gene Ontology annotation, cellular component: membrane; cytosol; cytoplasm.
CAUGCUCUUAUUUUGAAGACAGCGCACCGGACGUUGUGUGCCCUGUUGGCGGUCGUUGGCUCAGAUUUUCCUCUGCCGCUUCACUUCUCCCCCUCUCAUCACCAUUCACAGGAGACGGACCCAGCCUCUCAGUGAUAUAACGAGCACGAUGGCAGAGCAGGAGCCUACACCAGAGCAGCUGGCAGAGAUUGCAGCAGCCAACGAAGAAAGCACCACCUCAGUCAACUACAAGCCUCCUGCCCAGAAGAGCUUACAGGAGAUCCAGGAGCUGGACAAAGAUGAUGAGAGCCUGCGCAAGUACAAGGAGGCGCUGCUGGGCAACCCUGCAGUUGCAGCAGAUCCCAGCCUCCCCAACGUCCAGGUGACGAAAAUGACUUUGUUGUGUGAGUCAGCGCCAGCCCCUCUGGUCCUUGACCUGACGGGAGACCUGGAGAACUUCAAGAAGACCCCAUUCGUGCUGAAGGAGGGAGUCGAAUACAGAAUGAAGAUCAGCUUCAAGGUCAACAAGGAGAUUGUGUCCGGCCUGAAGUAUAUUCAGACAUCUACCAGGAAAGGAGUAAAGGUUGACAAGUCGGAGUACAUGGUCGGUAGCUACGGGCCCAAACUAACGGAACACGAGUUCCUCACCCCCUUGGAGGAGUCGCCCAAAGGGAUGAUUGCCCGCGGCUGCUACAACGUCAAGUCCAAGUUCACCGAUGAUGACAAACACGAUCAUCUCUCCUGGGAGUGGUGCCUCAGUAUCAAGAAAGACUGGAAAGAUUGAUUCCUCCUCACCACCAUGAUUUGUCCCUCUUUCGUCAUCUUGCUGUCAUUCCAUUCUUUCUGUCUGGAUCCGUCUCUGGUUGAUUUAAGCUUUUUGCUCUCUCCGUCCAUUGACACCAGCUCUCUUCUCCACCCGUUUUCCUUUUCUCGUUUCUAAAUCCCAAUCACUCUAUCAUUCCUCCCAUCAUUAAUGCUUUAUUCGUUUGCACCCGCCCUUCUGUUUAGUAUUAAAUCUUGAAAAUGGAGAAAGCAAACAAUGUGACAACAAUCCAGAUUCUGCAGUUAGGGUUUGUUUAUAAAAAGAGAAAUAAGUAAAAAAAAAAAAAAAAAAAAAAGUAUAUUAUCUGUUAACGGAUGAACUAUGUGAUUCCCUUUUCUGCUUUCUUUUCUUCCCCCUUUUCACUCCUCUCUAUUUUGUACGAGUACCGUGAUCUGCCUUUUGAAAGCAUCUUACAGGAAGCAGUAGUGCUGUAUGUGCAUGGCCACUGUACGCUCAUUGAGUAUUCAUUGCUGGACACAACUCUUGGACGCAGCCCUCCUAAAGCCGCUGAGCAGAUUAUUUGUACCAGGGUCGUGGUAAAUUAUUUGGAAUUAAGGCCACCUCUUUUUCAAAUGACGUAGCACCCUGCAAAGUCUGCUGAGAGAACGGGGGAAACAAAAUUACCUCUAACCCCUUAUGACCCCUGACUUUAGGUGUGGCUGUCGCUCUCAUGAUCAGGGUAUUUUGGCACUUAAUUUAGCAGCCAUGUGGCCUUAACAAGAACCCUUAAGAAGUAGACGAUCCAGUUGAGCCAUUUGCCUUCAGAUUAUUUGAUUAUUUGCCAGACCAUCAUGUGAGACUGUUUUUUAACAAUACUUGUAAUACACGGACAGGACAUCAGGACUUUUAACACCUUUAUUUCAGGGUUGAUUUGUAAAACCGUAACAUGUCGGUGUCGAUCAUAUUAUCUCCACUGACAAACACCGUUUUUCAUCGCAGUACUUGUAGUUUUCUAAACAUCAGAUAAGUUCAGCUGUUUUUUGUUUUUUUUUUAGAUCAUUUACAACAACUGUUAAUGAGUCCAGGCUUUUUGUCACCUCUCGAGUUCCUGAGGCCAUAUUUCCAGGGUUACCUUAGUUGGAACACAGGCACUGUUAAACCGCUCACCUCGUAUUACUCAAGUUGACAAAUUCUGACUGUGCCUCCAGUCUCUUACAACCACAUGCUGCUACUGCUGACUCAGUAGCACUCUGUCCUCAAUAUCAGUGAGAUGAAACCUUGUCUGUUAUUCACUUUUAAACCAGAGCAGAGACAUCAGUCCAUAACCAGACACCAGUGGGUUAACACAUCCUGCCGUUUUUUUUUGUUUGUUUGUUGUUUUUGUUUUUUUUUUUUAUUCACUCCAUAAAUAUGUGAACGAAGUCUGUUUCCACAGCUUCAUUCAGCUGUCACGGACUGAUGUUUCUGUCUGCAGGUUCAGUUUGACUCAAUGUGUGCUACUUGUAUUACCUACAGUUUACUGAUCUCCUGUGUUCACAUUAAAGUGUUCAGACUGGG